AUGGGAGACCCUCAUGGUGAACUGUUAACCGAAGAGAUUCUGAAAGGAAGGAAGGGGGGCUGGAUAUAGGUGGGGGGGAAUCUUGUAAAAUGGUGCUUCUUUUUUCUUAAAUUAGAGCCAUGAAACUGAACUGACAGCCAUUUUAUAUAUAUUUAUGGGUUAGUUUUGAAAGGGGAGGAGGGUAGGGAAGAAGACUAAAAUGGGACUUUAUCUAACCUGCCCUUACCUUGUAAAAAACAACAUGUUUUACUCAUUAGGAGGUGAAAUCAACCUUUAAAUCAAAGUGAAUAUCAGAUUUUAAUGAAGUCUGGAGUAUGUGGAUAUUCCACCAAGAGGGGAGGAGGAUUGUCAUGCAUACUCCCUCCUCCUGGAUUUCAGAGAAACACUGUUAGGGAAGAGAGAGAGAGAGAGAGAGACUUUCUGACUGAUCUCUUAAAAUCUUGGUCAUGUUCUGUUGUUUCCUUCUCUCCUCUCUCCUUUGCAGGAGGUAAAAUGCACGCUUGUUGCCCCCCAGUAACUUUGGAACAAGACCUUCACAGAAAGAUGCAUAGCUGGAUGCUGCAGACUCUAGCCUUUGCUGUAACAUCUCUCCUCCUUUCGUGUGCAGAAACCAUCGAUUACUAUGGGGAAAUCUGUGACAAUGCAUGUCCUUGUGAGGAAAAGGAUGGCAUUUUAACUGUGAGCUGUGAAAAUCGAGGAAUCAUCAGCCUCUCUGAAAUUAGUCCUCCCCGUUUCCCAGUCUACCACCUCUUGUUGUCUGGAAACCUCUUGAACCGUCUUUAUCCCAAUGAGUUUGUCAAUUACACUGGGGCUUCAAUUUUGCAUCUGGGUAGCAAUGUCAUCCAGGAUAUCGAGACUGGGGCUUUCCAUGGGUUGCGGGGUUUGAGGAGACUGCAUCUGAACAAUAAUAAACUGGAACUUCUGCGUGAUGACACUUUCCUUGGCUUGGAGAACCUGGAGUACCUACAGGUCGAUUACAACUACAUAAGCGUCAUUGAACCCAAUGCUUUUGGGAAACUGCAUUUGUUGCAGGUGCUUAUCCUCAAUGACAAUCUCUUGUCCAGUUUACCCAACAACCUUUUCCGUUUUGUGCCCUUAACGCACUUGGACCUGCGGGGGAACCGGCUGAAACUUCUGCCCUAUGUGGGGCUCUUACAGCACAUGGAUAAAGUUGUGGAGUUACAGCUAGAGGAAAACCCCUGGAAUUGCUCCUGUGAGCUCAUCUCUCUCAAGGAUUGGUUGGACAGCAUCUCCUACUCGGCCCUAGUGGGGGAUGUGGUUUGUGAGACGCCCUUCCGCUUACAUGGCCGGGACUUGGACGAGGUGUCCAAACAGGAGCUUUGCCCAAGGAAACUCAUUUCGGACUAUGAGAUGAGGCCACAGACGCCUUUGAGCACCACGGGGUAUUUACACACCACCCCUGCUUCGGUGAACUCCGUGGCCACGUCGUCUUCUGCUGUUUACAAACCCCCCUUGAAGCCUCCUAAGGGGACCCGCCAACCCAACAAGCCCAGGGUGCGCCCCACCUCUCGGCAGCCCUCCAAGGACUUGGGUUACAGCAACUACGGCCCCAGCAUUGCCUACCAGACCAAAUCCCCGGUGCCUUUGGAGUGUCCCACCGCGUGCACUUGCAACCUGCAGAUCUCUGAUCUGGGCCUCAACGUCAACUGCCAGGAGCGCAAGAUCGAGAGCAUUGCUGAGCUGCAGCCCAAGCCCUACAACCCCAAGAAAAUGUAUCUGACCGAGAACUACAUCGCCGCAGUGCGCAGGACCGACUUCCUGGAGGCCACGGGGCUGGACCUCCUGCACCUGGGCAACAACCGCAUCUCCUUGAUCCAGGACCGCGCCUUCGGUGAUCUCACUAACUUGAGGCGCCUGUACCUGAACGGCAACAGGAUCGAGAGGCUGAGCCCGGAGCUGUUCUAUGGCCUGCAGAGCCUGCAGUAUCUCUUCCUCCAGUACAAUCUCAUACGCGAGAUUCAGUCUGGGACUUUUGACCCAGUGCCGAACCUCCAGCUGCUAUUCCUGAAUAACAACCUCCUGCAGGCCAUGCCCUCAGGCGUCUUCUCUGGCCUGACCCUCCUCAGGCUCAACCUGAGAAGCAACCACUUCACCUCCUUGCCAGUUAGUGGAAUUCUGGACCAGCUGAAGUCGCUCAUCCAAAUCGACUUGCAUGACAACCCUUGGGAUUGUACCUGCGACGUGGUGGGCAUGAAGCUGUGGGUGGAGCAGCUCAAGGUGGGCGUCCUGGUGGAUGAGGUGAUCUGCAAGGCGCCCAAAAAGUUCGCCGAGACCGACAUGCGCUCCAUUAAAUCGGAGUUGCUGUGUCCAGACUACUCGGAUGUGGUGGUUUCCACGCCCACGCCCUCCUCCAUCCAGGUCCCCGCGAGGACCAGCGUGGUGACCCCCGCCGUCCGGCUAAACAGCACCGGGGGCCCCGCGGGCUUGGGCGCAGGCGGAGGUGCGUCGUCGGUUCCCCUGUCCGUGUUGAUCCUCAGCCUGCUGCUGGUCUUCAUCAUGUCCGUCUUUGUGGCCGCCGGGCUCUUCGUGCUGGUCAUGAAGCGCAGGAAGAAGAACCAGAGCGACCCCACCAGCACCAACAACUCGGACGUGAGCUCCUUCAACAUGCAGUACAGCGUGUACAGCGGCGGCGGCAGCGCGGGCGGCCACCCGCACGCGCACGUGCACCAUCGGGGGCCCGCGCUCCCCAAGGUGAAGACGCCCGCGGGCCACGUGUACGAGUACAUCCCCCACCCGCUGGGCCACAUGUGCAAAAACCCCAUCUACCGCUCCCGAGAGGGCAACUCCGUGGAGGAUUACAAAGACCUGCACGAGCUCAAGGUCAGCUACAGCAGCGACCACCACCUGCAGCAGCAGCCGCCGGCGCAGCCACAACAGCCCCCGCAGCAGGCCUCGCAGCCGCCCCCACCGGCCCUGCAGCUGCAGCCCGGAGAGGAGGAGAGGCGGGAAGGCCACCACUUGCGGAGCCCCGCCUACAGCGUCAGCACCAUCGAGCCCCGGGAGGACCUGCUGUCGCCGGUGCAGGACGCCGACCGCUUUUACAGGGGUAUUUUAGAACCAGACAAACACUGCUCCUCAACCCCCGCCGGCAAUAGCCUCCCGGAAUAUCCCAAAUUCCCGUGCAGCCCAGCUGCUUACACUUUCUCCCCGAAUUAUGACUUGAGGCGCCCCCAUCAGUAUUUGCACCCGGGGGCUGGGGACAGCAGGCUGCGGGAACCGGUGCUCUACAGCCCCCCCAGUGCUGUCUUUGUAGAACCCAACCGGAACGAGUAUCUGGAGUUAAAAGCAAAACUAAACGUUGAGCCGGACUACCUCGAAGUGCUGGAAAAACAGACCACAUUUAGUCAAUUCUAA
Molecule: messenger RNA, 3375 nt
Organism: Loxodonta africana (African savanna elephant)
Lineage: Eukaryota; Metazoa; Chordata; Mammalia; Proboscidea; Elephantidae
Gene: SLITRK5
Product: SLIT and NTRK like family member 5
Exons: 1
Coding region: 301-3375 (1024 amino acids)
Biological process (GO): axonogenesis; positive regulation of synapse assembly; regulation of presynapse assembly
Cellular component (GO): membrane
Molecular function (GO): protein binding
Source: RefSeq, a predicted model, not a curated record